Messenger RNA from Esox lucius (northern pike), 2745 nucleotides. RefSeq names its product integrin beta-7. Gene Ontology annotation, cellular component: cell surface; focal adhesion; integrin complex. The coding region runs from base 235 to 2622 and encodes 795 amino acids. Gene Ontology annotation, molecular function: integrin binding. NCBI's taxonomy places the organism in Eukaryota, Metazoa, Chordata, Actinopteri, Esociformes, Esocidae. The transcript is spliced from 17 exons. The record is from RefSeq and is a predicted model, not a curated record. Gene Ontology annotation, biological process: cell-matrix adhesion; cell migration; integrin-mediated signaling pathway.
CAACCUCAGGACGGCUUGUCACUGACUACUGUCACAUUGGUACGUUGCUUUGAUUAGUUCACUGAUUUCUCAGCCUGUGGGUUUGACUGGGAUUUCUUAUACUGGGAUCCUCCAGUUCAGAGAUUAAAAGGGUCAGUGUGUUUGCAAUGUGAUUUAAGUUAAGAUCAGUACGGUUAAAAAGCAAGAAAUAGAAGUGAUAAAACAAGACAAACUAAACUCUUUACAACUAAACAAAUGCUCAUAAACAUGAUGGAUCAGUUUCCAGACAGCUCACAACUUAGCGGGAAGACCAUGCGACAGACCUGGCUGACUAUAAUUCUUCUUCUUCUGCAGUGUACAGCGCUGAGAGGAGGCCUGGAUGGCAGGUGCCAGUCUAAGUCCACCUGCACUCAUUGUCUGAGAAGUCCUGGCUGUGCUUGGUGUAAGCAGAAGGGCUUCUUGGCGCCCUGGGAGCCAAAUGAGCGUCGCUGUGACGGGGAGGACGUUCUGCGGAGGAGACACUGCCCCGACGGGGAGCUCCUGAACCCCCAGCCUGCAGUGUGGAGCAGGGAGGGCGGGUCCCAGGGGACUACAUCCCAGCUGCUGCCACAGACAGUCCACCUGAAGCUCCGGCUUGGCGUUCCCCAGUCAUUCGAAGUGCGGUUUAAACAUGCUCUGGGCUUCCCUAUCGACCUGUACUAUCUGAUGGACAUGUCCUUCUCCAUGAAGGAUGACCUGGCCAAAUUUAAGAACCUGGGACGGGAGGUGGUCACUGCUAUGAAGAACAUCACCAGUGCUGUCAGGAUCGGCUUUGGCUCCUUCGUGGAUAAGAGGGUGGGCCCGUAUGCCAACAUAAAUCCUGUUAAACUGGCCAACCCAUGCCCAGCAAGCUACACGGACCCGUGCCAACCCACAUUCAGUUUCAGGCAUACCCUGAAGCUCACAGAGGACGUGGAGGAGUUUGAGAGGAGUGUGAGCCGGCAGUACAUCUCCAGUAAUCUAGACAACCCAGAGUCAGGCUUGGAUGCCAUAAUGCAGGUUGCUGUCUGUCAGAGUGAGAUUGGCUGGGGUAAUGCGUACCGCAUCCUGGUCUACACCUCAGACGAUGUCUUUCACCUGGCAGGCGAUGGCAAGCUGGCCGGCCUCUUCCAACCUAACGAUGGGCAAUGUCAUCUUAAUAGCGAGGGUGUCUACGAUGAGCACAUCCUGUAUGACUAUCCCUCAGUUGGACACUUAGCUGAAGUCCUCUCAGCCAAUGACAUCAAGGUGAUCUUUGCAGUGACAGAUGAGCACACUGAAAACUACGAGGCACUCAGCAAGCUGCUCCCCCUGUCCGUGGUGGGUCUGCUAGAGCAGGACUCCAGCAACAUUGUUCACCUCAUCUCUGAGGCCUACAACAACUUGUUCUCCUCCAUCCGUCUGGAGCACCAUGAGGUUCCGCUGGGCCUGAAGGUCUCUUAUACCUCCCACUGUGGUGAUGGUCAAGACAGGCCAGCUCCGGGGCAAGACAGGGGAGAGUGUGACCAAGUCGGAAUCAAUCAACAGGUGAAUUUCACAGUGACUGUGAACAGCUCGAACUGUUUCACCAGGACCGAGUCUUUCACCAUCAAAGUUCAGGGCAUCAGUGAGGAGCUAAGGGUUACCGUGGAGAUGCUGUGUGACUGUGACUGUCAGGACACUGAAGAACAGUCUGCCCAGUGUCACGGCAAUGGAACGUUCCAAUGUGGAAUCUGCAGCUGUGAUUCGGGACACACGGGCCAGCGCUGCGAGUGUGAAACCCAGCAGGAGACGAACACCAGUCUGGCCCAGGAGGCUCGGUGUAUCGACUCACGGAUGAGCGGUUCGGCCGCGCAGCUGUGCAGCGGACGGGGGAGCUGCGUGUGUGGCCAGUGCCUCUGCUGGGGCUCAAGAAGGGGCCAGUUCUGCCAGUGUGACGACACGAGCUGCAACCGGCACAACAAUAUUAUCUGUGGCGGCAAUGGGAAGUGUGACUGCGGCUCCUGUGAGUGUUUCCAUAACUACACUGGGCCUGCGUGCGAAUGCUCUACACUCACAGACCAAUGCCAGACCAGCAACGACGGAGUCUGCUGUCACCACGGACAGUGUGAAUGUAAUAGGUGCAAGUGUCACCCCGGUUUCUUUGGCAAGCACUGCAACCAGCCUCAGGCUCCAUGUCACACAUACAGGGGCUGUGCAGCUUGUAUGCUGUUACAUGAGUCAGACAUAAAAAUGUGUCACCACACCUGUGGAAGUGCCAAGCCUAUCCGCAUCAAUGGAACACAAAGUCUCCUGUGUCAAGGCGGCACAGUUCUUUUUAACGUGGUAGUCAACAUAAGUACGGGCGACAUCGUUGUUUACUACACAAAUAAUCCAAGGGGGAUAGACCCGUGGAUUAUAUAUGCUCAGAUUACAGUGGGAGCAACUGUUUUACUGGGUGUCAUCAUGAUAAUAAUAUAUCGUCUGAAGGAGGAAUUCUCAUACCAGUGGGAGUUUAGACGGUACCUGAAGGAGAAGGAAAUUAUCUGCAGGGAGGAGAUUCAAACUCGCCAGCUCCUGGAGGCCAUGACAACAAUAACCAAUCCUGGGUAUGUGCUGGACAGAGAUUCAACUACUUCAACUUUUGGGAAAACAAAACCAAUGUGAUAUGGAUCAGCUGAAUUCGUUCAGAAUAUAUUUUGCUGUGUGAUUUCUUCAAAUUGAAACAUUUUGAGUUCCGUGACGUCGCCCGGUAUGGCGCAGCCAGGGCCCCACCCUGGAGCCAGGCCC